This is a messenger RNA of Drosophila novamexicana, 2496 nucleotides long. It is a transcript of the gene Bap111, whose product is annotated as formin-like protein 5. Gene Ontology annotation, molecular function: nucleosomal DNA binding; nuclear receptor binding. The transcript has a single exon. Gene Ontology annotation, biological process: negative regulation of DNA-templated transcription. The record is from RefSeq and is a predicted model, not a curated record. Gene Ontology annotation, cellular component: SWI/SNF complex. NCBI's taxonomy places the organism in Eukaryota, Metazoa, Arthropoda, Insecta, Diptera, Drosophilidae. Bases 83 to 2326 code for a protein of 747 amino acids.
UAGCUAUAUUUUUGUUGUUUUUACUUGAUAUAUAUGCAAAUUGCAAUCCGCACUAAAAAGUUAAGAAUAUAACUAUACAUAUAUGUUACUAAACAUGGCGCUGCCCAGCAACUACAAGCAAAUCGCCGUUGGGGCACCAACAGGGCCGGCAACCCCGCUACCCAGCGGCGGAGCUGUUGGCGGCGGCGGCGGUGGCAGUGGGAGCAGCCGGUCGCGUUCAUCUGGCGGCGGCGCUGCUGGCGAUCGAAAUAAGGAUCAAACGCCCAUAUUUACGCACAGCAACUAUAGCAAUCCGGCGUUUACGCCGCAAAAAGUGACCAAAUCCUCAAGCAGCAAGACCCAAAGCGAAUCGCGUUUGCCAAAGCCACCGAAGCCGCCAGAGAAGCCCAUAUUGCCAUAUAUGCGUUACUCGAAGCGUGUUUGGGACAGCGUUAAGGCGCAGCAUCCGGAGCUCAAGCUGUGGGAGCUUGGCAAAAAGAUAGGCGUCAUGUGGAAGCAGCUUAAUGAGGACGAAAGAACCGAAUAUGUCGACGAGUACGAGGCGGAGAAGCUGGAGUAUGAGAAGGCAUUGAAGGCAUACCACCAGACGCCCGCCUAUCAGGCCUACAUCUCGGCCAAAUCGAAAGUCAAACCCGAGAUAACUGAUGUGCAUGAGACGCCAUCCCGUGGCGGCGGCAGCAAGAGCCAGCACGAGCGUCGCAUUGAUAUACAGCCGGCAGAGGAUGAGGAUGAUCUGGAUGAGGGAUAUACGGCCAAGCAUAUGGCAUACGCGCGCUAUUUGCGCAAUCAUCGCCUUAUCAACGAAAUAUUCUCCGAGGCGGUGGUGCCCGAUGUGCGAUCCGUGGUGACAACGCAGCGCAUGCAGGUGCUCAAGCGUCAGGUCAGCUCGCUGACCAUGCACCAGACAAAGCUGGAGGCGGAGCUGCAGCAAAUGGAGGAGAAGUUCGAGGCAAAAAAGCAGCGCAUGCUCGAAUCGAGCGAUGCCUUCCAGGAGGAGCUUAAGCGGCACUGCAAGCCUGCCGUGGAUGAGGACACAUUCCAGAAAAUGGUGCAUCGCAUGUACGAGGAUAUCAAACGCGAUCGUCAACGCAUGGAGGAGGCGCCCAAUCGCAAAGAGGAGCCGCCGCAGCAGCAGCCGCAGGCACCACAGCAGCAGCCUGCGGCGCCGGAAGCGAGCAUUGCACCCAAACCGGAGCCGGCCAAGCCGCCGGUGGUGGUGGCACCGCAACCUCCGCCACCGCCGCCGCAACCACCCGUACACGAGCUGGCCAGCAAAACGGAUCCAGAGCCCAUGGACAUUGAGCCGCCGCCAAAGCCAUCUGUGCCGCCGCCACCACCGCCCGUAAAGCAUGACAAACUGGAUCUACCUCCGGUGCCACUGAACGAGCACGUAAAGGAAUCGCUCAAGACGCCAACAACAGCAACCGCUGUGCCCGGCAAGCCAGUUACGCCCACAGCGACGCCCGCGGCAACACCACCGCCGCCGCCACUAAGCAGUGAGCCGCCAGCUACAACACCCACGCCACCGCCGCCGCAGCAACAACAACAACAUCAACCAGCAGCUGCAACACCAGCAGCACCACCACCACAGCAACCGCCGCCGCAAAUAGCAGCGGCACCAGGAGGAGCAGGAGGAGCACCUCAAAUGCAUCCGCAUGCUCACGUAGGUGGACCGCCGCCGCCAGGCUCACACCCAGCACACCUGCCGCCUCACAUGGCGCCGCAGCAGCAGCAACAACAGCCGCAGCAGCCGCCGCCCGGUGGCAUGCCCGGACUGCCGCCACCGUUGCCGCACAUGGGGUAUGCUAACUAUGGUGGCCCUGGGCCGGGCCAGCACUCGCACACGCACUACUAUCAGCCACAGUAUGGGCCGCAUUCGCGGCCGCAGCCCUAUUAUCCACACCUGCCGCCCUAUCAGCCAUAUACGCCGCUGCAUUUUGCCAGCGCCAGGGAGCAUGGCGGUGUCAAUGCACCACCAGGUGCGCCACAACAACAACAACAGCAGCAGCAGCCACCACCACCAACACCGCAGCAGCAGCAGCAGCAACCACCACAACAAGCGCCGCCGCCGCCGCCGCCGGGACAUAUGCAUGAGGGGGCGCCAGUAGCUGGCGCUGUGUACGGCUCAGCUCAGCAACAGCCGCCGGCACAGCCUCAUCCGUUGCCACAGCCGCCAACACAGCCAGCGCCAGCAGCAGGAACGGCAGCAGUAGCGGCGGCGGCGGCGGCGCCACCGUCAGUUGGUGCUGCGCCCGCUGCACAGCCGCCGCCCUCGGCAGGCGAAGUAGCUGCUAAAUCCGAGUCGGAUAAACACGAAACGGACUAGGACCGCAAGGAAUUCCACAUGUGCAGGAAUAUCAGAGUAUUCCCCAUGUGGACACACUCGCUCCAAUAUCAAGCACUUCGGUGUGCGCGUUGUAAAUUGAGCUCCACUGACUGCACAGCGCACCGCAACGAAGAAAAGCAAAAAAAAUAAAAUAAAUAAAUAACAUCAUU